AUGGCGAUUUGCCUGGCAGCUCUGGGGCUCCUCGCUUUCCUGCUCGGCUGUCCCGGAACCUUUGCCGAUCCACAAAACUCGGAGCGAGCCGCCAAGUGCUCCCUGUGCGGCAGAUGGGUGAAUGACCUCGGCUCCAUCAUGGAGAUCUACAGCGUCAGUGACAUGGGGGUGUUCAGCGGCCUCUACAAAACGGCAGUCUCGGGCUCCGGCAAGCCCGUCCCUCCAUCCCCGCUGCAGGGCAUCCAGCACCAGGGGUCCCAGCCCACCUUUGGCUUCACCGUCAGCUGGAUACUCAUUGAAUCCACCUCAGUCUUUGUGGGCCAGUGUCUGGUGGAUGACAACGGAGAAGAGCACUUGAGCACAACCUGGCUGUUGCGUGAGAAGGUUGGAUCCGAGGCAAAGGAUUGGGGGGCGACCCGGGUUGGCACAGACACCUUCUACCGCAGCAAGUGA
Messenger RNA from Protobothrops mucrosquamatus (brown spotted pit viper), 453 nucleotides. RefSeq names its product avidin-related protein 4/5-like. The record is from RefSeq and is a predicted model, not a curated record. The coding region runs from base 1 to 453 and encodes 150 amino acids. NCBI's taxonomy places the organism in Eukaryota, Metazoa, Chordata, Lepidosauria, Squamata, Viperidae. Gene Ontology annotation, molecular function: biotin binding. The transcript has 4 exons.